UCAACAGUGUUUUGUUUUCUCUCCUUAUGUGGAAAGCUCUGGGUGGAGUGUGCGGGCGAGCGAGUGAGUCAGUGAGUGAGAGGGUUUUCCUGCAGUGCCCACUCUGUCUGGACAAAGCCCCGGUAGAGGAGAGCCGGACUGACCAGCAGGCACCCCAAAGACUCAGAAGGCUUUAACAACGUUCCCCAGUCUUCCUCCACCCUCUGAGGUUAGUGUGUGCGUCCCAUCAUGGCGAUGGUUUUUCGCUCCUCUCCGCUGCUGUGGACUCGCCUGGUGGCCCUGAUUUUCUCCUGCGUGGCAUUCAGUGUGGCCCUGUACGGUGCCCAGCUCACCCACGGCACAGGCGACUGGUGCAUCUUCUGCUGGAGCUUCAGCUUCGUGGGGACGCUCCUGGUGGUUCUGGUGGAGCUCUGCGGCCUGCAGACCCGCAUCCCGGUCUCCUGGAAGAACUUCCCCAUCACGUUCGCCUGCUACGCCUCGCUCUUGUGCCUCUCAGCCUCCAUCAUCUUCCCCCUGUACUUCCUGAAGGGCUACUCUGGCCGCGAUGAGGUAAUGAACUGCCGCAUUGUCUCCUGCGUCUUCUCCUGCCUGGCCACCGUGGCCUACCUGAGUGAGGUCAGCCUGAGCAAGGCUCGGCCGGGAGAGGUGUCCGGAUACAUGGCGACUGCGCCCGGCUUGCUGAAGGUGUGCGAGACCUUCGUCGCCUGCAUCAUCUUCGUCUUCAUCAACGAUCCGAUUUCCUAUAACCAGAACGCCGCCACCAAGUGGUGCCUGGCCGUCUACUGCAUCUGCUUCAUCCUGUCGGCGGGGAUAAUCGUGCUCUGCGUAGCUGAGUGGACGGGAUGCCUUCCGUUCCCCUUCGCCCGCUUCCUGUCCACCUACGCCCUGCUGGCCGUGGCCUUGUACCUGUCGGCCACCAUCAUCUGGCCCCUGUACAAGUUCGACGACAAGCAUGGCGGCACAAGCCACAGGCAGAGCUCCUGCGGCUCCAUGGCAGGACUGUGCUGGUGGGACAAGCUGCUGGCCAUCGCUGUGCUGACCGCUCUGAACUUCAUCCUCUAUCUGGCUGACCUCAUCUACUCAGCCAGGCUGGUGUUCGUUUCUGCUUAACCCUUGUGCUUUUGAGAUUGCCUUUAUUUCCUCGAUGUUUAGGCUCCUAGAGACCCCACAGUAUGUUUAUAUGCUACAUGGGCUGUGACCAAGUACACGUACCGACGUAAAUAAAUGUUUGCCAUUAUGUGUAAUUUUUAGCAGAAGUCUUCUGAAAAGUCGAAAUCACGUUUGUGAGCAUGCCGUUGAGAAAUGUUAUCAGUAUUAAGCUGGGAAAUCAGUCCUAGGUGGUAGUUUUUGAGUUGCUGGGGUCUCCAGGACCCCAAACAGAAGAGGGAUUAAGGGUGGUAGUAGAGGUGCAGGGGAGAAGUCUGGCUUAUGGUCAGCGAGGUGUCUGCAGUGUUAUUGUCAUCGACAUGAAGCUCACUUUAUCUUCAAGCUUGGUAGCCCACAGUGCUGAAGCUUGUCCUUAAGAGCUUUUAUCAUUGGCUGAUUUUGUCUUUAAUAGCCUAAAAUCAAUUAGAUCAAUUAGAUCUGUUGAACGUGGCGUUUUAAUGUCUGUAUUGCUCUGCUUUUAGUGUAUCAGCAGUUUUAUUCAUUAACCCAGCAUUUUUUCACCCUUCAUUGCUAUCAACUUAGUUAAGGUUACUGUAGCUAGGAUAACUUAUCUAGAUAAUGCUUAAGCGUCACAGCUCUCAUGGCAAGCCCAGUUUUGGGUACCCUAGUUUUAUUUCUCCAAUAUUCUUCCCAAUUCAAUCAUGUCCAGAUUUAAAAUGGAUUCCAAAUAUUUGUGUUAAUUGUUCUAAAAUUAAACGAAUUCUGUUUUAAACACUGAAAACAAGCUCCUGCUUCUCGGCGCCAAAGUCUUGAAACGACGUCGCUGAGCUGUUGAGAACUUGACCUCUAAAUUUACGAGUUGGAUUUACAGAUUUUUAGGGAUUUUUUUUUAGAUUUACAGGGAUUUUUCCUACUUGUGGGUUCCCACUUGGUCCUGAACGCGGCGUUAGGCCUCACCACGAACGCUGCAGACGCCUAAAGCACCAGCCGUAACUCAAGCCGGUUUUUAUGAAGUAUUUUUUGAGCUUCCUUUUUUUUUCACAGAUAUAUUGUUUUAUGUUUGUGUUACAUGUCGUUUUGUCACUUUUCAGCAAUCAUAUUAUACCAAAGAGGCUUUCAGAUAAUGUACGUUCCAAUUCAGGUAGAACCUUUCGGCGUAACGUCUGCUCUGCUGAACUCGUCUCACGUCGGCGUAGACAGGGACGUUUAUCAGUGCCAGAGUUCCUAACACUCUUCCCCCGUAACAUUCAGGUCAAUUCACGUAUGUUGAUGAUCAGACCUGAUCUGAUCAGAGAGCUACGAUACUUGAUACAGUGCAACAUGUAACACUGGGGUUUUGGGACUUGUUCAUAAAAUACGUGCCUUUUUUUACUUAGCGGCUCCUUUAUCUCGUCUCCACUCUUGAAGCUGCAUUACGAUGGAGAAUUACGUGUAUAUUCUGACAUUUCGCAUCAUGCAUUUUUAAAUAUAAAGCAGUGUUAAGCCUGUUGAUGGUAUUUUGAGUAUAUUUUGCUGUCCAGUGCUGCAAGAAAUGAUGUUUUGACGAGAGGAAUCAUCUCAAAUCCGGUCAGUGCUAUCCAGGAGUUUGUGUAAUUGUACUGUCGUAUGAGUCAAAUUAAAUCCAAUUUUUUUGUUUUUUAAAAACAUCCAAAUCUCAUACUUAUCCAUGCAAAAUUGAGCUGCCAUUAGUGAAAGGAUCAUUAGUGUCUGCACCAAACAUGUCAACACUGUUGGCGUGCCACGUUUCUCCUUAGGUUUCAGGUCAGCACGAUUCAUUAUAUCAUCUCAUUUAAAAUCUAUCCAAACGUAAGGGCUUUAGCCCCGCCCCCCUCUUCUGAUUAUGUUUUUUUAUGAUGCACCAAUGGGCAGGGCAAAAUAUUGACCAGUAACCUCCCCAUCCCACCAGCCCCACCUAGCUAGCUCAGAAAUAUGCAUCUAGUCCCGCCCACUUACUUUCAAGGGUAAAAUCAUAUGAAUUUAUAACCAAAAAAGGGAAAAAAAUUAUAUAUUAUAUGUUAUAUUCAAAAUUCCUUUUUCAACAUCCACCAAUCAAAAUCCAAUUCCAUCACAGUAACAUACAGCAUGCCUGCGGUUCUGCAGUCAGGUCUAAGAUGGGUCUAAUGCAGUAACAGCGUGUGUGUGUGUGUGUGUGUGUGUGUGUGUGUGUGUAUAUAUAUUAUUUCAAAAACUGAAAAAUUAUAUAUAUAUAUAUAAUUUUUCAGUUUUUGAAAUAAUUUGAAAAUACCUGCUGCUCUAAACAUCAUGUGAAUCAUUUCAUGAUGAAUGGACUAAAAGAAACAGUGAAGAAUUACUUAUAAAUAUUCUGGUUCCAUUGACUUACAUUCAAAGUAAAGCAGGUUUUUCCUUCUCCUGUAAAGUGACCGUUGGAGAUACGAGGUUUUCCUCCUGGCCAAAUUACAUGUUUUGUAUGUUAACACGUCUACCACAUGGAAUGUACUUAAGUACUUAAUACUUAAAAACGGCCUUUUUCUGCAAAUGUCACUGUACAAUUUCAGUUUUAAUGAAAGUACAAUUUCGGCAUGUUUAGUGAAAUAAUUCAACACAAAAUGUAAGAUGUGCGCUAACGUUCGCACAGGCCACAUUUUUGGCUCUCUUUUAUUUUUCCCUGGUUUGUUAAAAUCAGCAAAUAAGAGCAAUUGUGUGUUGAAAUGAGUGGAAGUGUGUCUCUGUACUGGAUGUACAGCUUAUUUACAUUUACAAAACCCUGAUGAACACAGGACUGGAGCCCAAACCUCUGCACGCGGCUGUGCGAGUGCGUUUGAGAUGAUUUCUCCCGGUGACUUUUCGCAGUGAAGUGGUCCAGCAGUUAUUCUGGGUGCGGUCGUCAGUGUUAGACGGACGUGUUCGCGCUGUGCAGAAGCUGCUGUGAGAGUGUGUUGUGUGUAACUGUGUGUGUAUCCGCUGAGCUGUAUCAGUUACACACUCACCUCACAGCAGCAGAACAAUGACACGUCCCUCUGUGUUUGCUGUGCUGGGGGUCCGGGGAAUGGGGGGCUGUCUCUGACUGUUACGGCGUUGGGGGGUGGUGAUUCACUGCGUGGCGUAGUGCUGUUUUCCUCUCUGUGCUCCCUCUGUUACUGUGGAACUCCAGCUCUGAAUAAAAGUCGUCUAAAGGAAAUGACA
Molecule: messenger RNA, 4251 nt
Organism: Pygocentrus nattereri (red-bellied piranha)
Lineage: Eukaryota; Metazoa; Chordata; Actinopteri; Characiformes; Serrasalmidae
Gene: myadmb
Product: myeloid-associated differentiation marker homolog
Exons: 2
Coding region: 229-1110 (293 amino acids)
Cellular component (GO): membrane
Source: RefSeq, a predicted model, not a curated record